Clunio marinus is the source of this 267-nucleotide messenger RNA. The record is from the annotation of a GenBank genome assembly. Lineage: Eukaryota; Metazoa; Arthropoda; Insecta; Diptera; Chironomidae.
AUGAAUUCUGGAAAACUCAUUGCACGAACAUUAGUCAGAAAUAUGACUCCUGUUCGUACAUACAAGGCUCCGAGCGCUUAUCGUCCACCAACACUGAACGAUUUGCCUGUUCCUCAAGGAGAUUUCUUUAUGCAACAUGCAGCUCGUGAGCGAAAAUAUAACGCUUACCUUGCAGCUGGCGUUUUAAUUUUUGCAACAACACUCUUUGUGGUGAAGGAGUCUAAAAUCAUAAACUUCAAUUGGAGUCCUCCAGACACUUACGAGUAA